GUGGCGAUUGUAAUCCUGUCCCAAGGAAGAUGCGGCCUCUCUCGAUGUAUCACUCAGUACUUGUUGUCCAUGGCAGUGAUGGAUCUCCUGGUCAUUAUUACUGCAGUGGUAAUGAAUCGUAUUCCUGGCAUUUAUUCGCCUGGUAGUUUUCUGUUCAUUACUCCCGUUUGUAGUCUCAGCAUUGCAUUGAUUCACGCAACCAGAGACAGUUCUGUCUGGUUAACGGUGGCUUUCACCUUUGAUCGAUUUGUGGCUAUUUGUUGCCAGAAGCUGAAAUCAAAAUAUUGCACUGAGAAAAGUGCAGCAUUCGUUAUAGGAUUUCUUUGUGCCCUGGGAUGUUUGAAAAGUGUUCCCUGGUACUUUAUACAUGAACCCAUCUAUGUAAUUGAUAAUGUACCCUGGUACUGCCGACAGAAGAAAAUUCGUUAUACUUCAACUGUGUGGACAGUAUUUGAUUGGUCUGACCGUAUUUUAACGCCCUGCCUCUCGUUCCUUCUGAUUCUUUUGUUCAAUGCUCUGACCGUCAGGCAUAUUCUAGUGAGCAGUACUGCCCGUAGGCGACUCCGGGCCCAGAAUAAGAAAGAAAAUCCAAAUGACCCAGAAAUGGAGAACCGGAGAAAGUCCAUUGUUUUACUUUUUGCUAUCUCUGGAAGUUUCAUCCUUUUGUGGAUGGCUUACGUUGCACAGUUCUUUUAUGACAGAUUUACAAGUAAUUACAAAAUGAAAGGCUUCAGUGACCCCAAAUUUAUUCUGCAAGAAAGUGCAAACAUGUUGCAGAUGCUCAGUUGCUGCACAAACACGUUUAUUUAUUCAGUGACACAGAGAAAAUUCAGGGAGCAGAUAAAAAGUGCAGUGAAAUAUCCCCUGAAUCUAUUGAGUAAAUUAGGGUCCCCUUACUCCAUUGCCCUGCGACACCUGAGCCUUGGCUCGGCCUUCUUUCACAAGCACUGA
Molecule: messenger RNA, 951 nt
Organism: Rhincodon typus (whale shark)
Lineage: Eukaryota; Metazoa; Chordata; Chondrichthyes; Orectolobiformes; Rhincodontidae
Product: thyrotropin-releasing hormone receptor-like
Exons: 2
Coding region: 70-951 (293 amino acids)
Biological process (GO): G protein-coupled receptor signaling pathway
Cellular component (GO): membrane
Molecular function (GO): G protein-coupled receptor activity
Source: RefSeq, a predicted model, not a curated record